UCGAUGACCGUAGCCAGGACUCACCGUUGUCUCCGGGAGACGGCGCGUGAGCAGCACUCGGACUACCCCUUCUUCAGACCACAUCUCCCAUCUCAGUUAAUCACAUCCGCUGACGUCUUGCCGUAGAACGAACCCUAAGUCGCACCGAGAGAUCUACUAGAUCUAUUCAUCUUCCCCCUUGUUCUAUUUGCAAGCAACAUGCCAAGCUUUCCGCAGGCCGGAGCGGUGACCAUCUGCGAGAUUAAUCGCGAUCUCAUUACUGCUGAAAACUUGUUCGAUGAUCGGGCGAAAGAAACUUAUGGCAAAGUUCUGGGAAUGGUGUUCAGUCCUAUUGCUUUCCAACCAGAUCUUAUGAUGCCUGAUACAGAGCAAGUUGCAGAACAAGAACUGAACAUUCCUGUUCCGACGAGGGGUUUUGCUGGUUUGAAAGUGAGCAUCUCUGAGUCCAUUAAGCGCAUUUUCUGCCCAAAUGAGUUGAAUGCACUAGAAGAAGUUGAUACUCAAAGAGUAAGUUGGCAUCCACAUAAGCAUUGUUUAGCAUUUGUAUAUGGGCCAAGUCAAGUAACAAUAAGGGAUUAUGAGGAUUCAGAUAGUAAAGAUCCAUGCAUAUUGACUAGUGAUUUCCAAAGAGGCAUCAAGACACUUGAAUGGAGGCCAAACAGUGGCAAGAUGCUCUCAGUUGCAUGCAAGGGUGGAAUAUGCAUUUGGUCUGCUUCUUUCCCAGGCAAUGCACCGUCUGUUAGAUCUGGAGUUACCUCUUCUGUGAGUAGUGUUUCUAGAGGCUCUGGAGUUCGAUGGAUCCUGGUAGAUUUUCUUCAAAGCCCCAAUGAUGAACAAAUAAAUGUACUUUCUUGGAGUCCCAAUGGAAGAUAUUUGGCAUCUUCUUCGGGUGAUAGUUCAGCAUUUACGGUAUGGGAUGUUUCUCAAGGAUUAGGAACUCCUAUUCGACGAGGUUUAGGCACGAUAUCAAUGCUGAAGUGGUCACCAAGUGGUGACUAUUUUCUAACUGCUAAGUUCGAUGGUACAUUCUACCUAUGGGAGACAAAUACUUGGACAUCAGAACCUUGGUCUUCAACUAGCGGAUAUGUCACAGGAGCUACAUGGGAUCCAGAAGGACGGAUGAUACUAAUUUCAUUCUCUGAAUCAGUAACUUUAGGUUCAAUUCACUUUGCAUCAAGGCCUCCUUCAUUGGAUGCACACCUUGUACCAGUGGAAUUGCCAGAAAUUGUCUCUUUGACUGGAAGGUAAUGAAAGUUCACCACCUUAUUGUAUGUCAUUCUUUUAUAUCUCGCAAGCUUCUAAAUCUAUCCAGACUUAUAUGAAUCAUAGUUACUCAUUUAAUGUA
This is a messenger RNA of Musa acuminata AAA Group (dessert banana), 1345 nucleotides long. Its product is annotated as aladin-like. Gene Ontology annotation, cellular component: nuclear pore. Gene Ontology annotation, biological process: nucleocytoplasmic transport. The record is from RefSeq and is a predicted model, not a curated record. The coding region runs from base 199 to 1248 and encodes 349 amino acids. NCBI's taxonomy places the organism in Eukaryota, Viridiplantae, Streptophyta, Magnoliopsida, Zingiberales, Musaceae. The transcript is spliced from 11 exons. Gene Ontology annotation, molecular function: protein binding.